CAACUGCUUCAUACUCUGUUACUGCCUUUCCUUCCGUCUUUCUCUUCAUUCACUUCGUAAUUUCUGGCCAGUCCAGCUUUGAGCGCUAGUCGCCAUUAUACCGUUCUCUUCAGCCACACGCCUCUAGUAAUCAAGAACACUCUUUGACAUCGAAGACCAACACAGCAAUCAUGUACUUCUCGAAAAGCAUCAUCGCAUCUGCCCUUCUCGGGCUCGCAGCUGCCACUACCCACUCAGGAGAGGCAAUCUCAGCGGGAUUGGCAACAUCUUCAACCUCAGCUAUUGCGGCUUCAGAGACACGCAGCGCAGCACCGAACGCAGCCGCGUCGGCAGCCGCAACAAGUGGCGCAUCGGCAGGAAACAUCGCGACGCAUGUCAUUCAAGUCGGAGGACCAAAUGGAUCGAUAACCUUCUCUCCCGAAAACGUGAAGGCGGCACCCGGCGAUUUGGUGCAGUUCCAAUUCCACCCCAAGAACCACUCCGUAGUCCAGUCUACCUUCGAUAAGCCGUGUGUACCGAUCCAAAACGUCAUGCCCAACAUGACUACUGCCUUCUUCUCCGGAUUCAUGCCAACCAACGCUUCCGUUGGCGCAACCUCCCAGGUCCUCACUUACACCAUCCGUGUUAUGGACACCAAGCCUAUCUGGUUCUACUGCUCGCAAGCGAAGCACUGCCAAGGUGGUAUGGUUGGUGCAAUCAACGCCGCUGAGACGGGUAACAAGACCAUGUCUGCAUUCAAGGCUCUCGCCGCCAGCGCAACCGAGAACCUCAGCCCCGGACAAGCUCCUGGCUCUGGAACACAAUCCGGCAGCGGAACCGGCACUAACAACGGCGGCGGCGCUGCUCAGUCCUCGUCUGCUGCAGGCGGUGCCGGCGGUGCGGGAGCUGGCGCAGGCACAGGAGCUACCAGCACCGAUUCGAGCGCACCGGCCCAGCAAACUACCAACGCUGCCUCCAGCACAUUCGGCUCGCAAUCUCUUUUUGGCCUGGCCUUGGGAGCUGUCGCGGCUAUCCUGCUGUUGUGAGAAGGGCUCUAGACUGGGGCGGAGAGAAGCGGAGUGGGCGACGGUGCUUGUCUGUGAUACCAUUAUUGCUGUUGUUGAACUGAGCUGGCUUUAGUAAGACGCCGAAAGGGGCGUCGUUACAUAUUCUUCUUCAUCUCUUGAAUGUCUAAAACAGGUGGCGGUGCAGUAACGCUGUCACAGGUCAGGCACUAAUUACAUAACGAAUCAGAAAUCAAAUAGC
Messenger RNA from Paraphaeosphaeria sporulosa, 1245 nucleotides. RefSeq lists its product as uncharacterized. Lineage: Eukaryota; Fungi; Ascomycota; Dothideomycetes; Pleosporales; Didymosphaeriaceae. The coding region runs from base 171 to 1025 and encodes 284 amino acids. The record is from RefSeq and is a predicted model, not a curated record. The transcript is spliced from 3 exons.